UGGAUAAUUUCGUUUGAAAUUAAAUUAGGGAAGAGUGUGUAUGUUUGUUUAUUGCUGAGAAACUUAAAGAUUGCAAGAGUGUUGGAAGAGGAGAUGCGAAUGUCGUGUGUAGUGACGCGAAAGUUGUAAAACGGUGAACGGAUUCGAGGUCCAGGAUGAUGGAAGUGCAGCAACAACACUCGCCUGUCGGGGUGGGUCCAUUAGACUUUUCGAGACGAGGAGUUGCCGAGGCAUCAGCAUUUCGAGUUGUCAAGCCUAAACAACCAGCUUCGUCGCUUGUACAUCAACAACCGUUGCCGCCGGAAACCAACAACAAUGAAAAUCUUCAAGAAAAUCCGCAGAUUCCCAUUGAUGAAGGAGGAUGCAAUGUUCGUUUAAUGUUUCCGAGAUUGUGGGCACCUUUUGGGAAUGCGACGGAAGUUACGAAUCUGCCACCUUUACCAAAGAGUCACUCAGAACGAUUAUCUUUCGGAGUUGGUCGUCUGGUGGGCUCGCCGGCGACAAGGAGUCCUUCCCCGUCUCAAUCUCCUUGCCCGGAUUCCCCUCCGCCCGAUAGUCGGGACAUCGAGGUGAAUGUCGAUGUCGGUGAAGAAGAAGUCGAUGUGGACGUUGAGGAGGUCGGUGACGAGGACGAUCAUGAAGGUACCUCGAGUCCGCCACGAUCGUCGUCAACACCAUCGCCAUCGCCAGUUAGCGUCGCGACGUCGCCCAUAUCGCAUCCGCCGAAGAAAUCCGGCGACAGUUUCAGCGUAUCGGCACUCCUGAGGCCGGAUCCUCCUUCCGCACACUUGCAGAAUGCGUCCCCGCAUCGAGAAUCCGCUUCUAUGGGCGCUCAUCCACCACCACCCGGCUCGUCGAUCCUAUAUCCACCGUUGCACCUUCAGAGCGGUCUCUUGCCACCUCAUCCACAUCACCCUCUCUCGUACCUGCAUCCCCAAUUGCUACCGCAUCAUCUUCUGCCACCGCACCUGCACCCGUUGUUGCGCGGCGUACAUCCAGCUCACCCGGGACUGCAUUCGACUCACACGGCACACGGGUUGCACCAUCCUCAUCCGCUCGGCGAUGUCUACAGCUGCGUCAAGUGCGACAAGAUGUUCAGCACGCCGCAUGGGCUCGAGGUUCAUGCGAGGCGGUCACACAAUGGUAAGCGACCAUUCGCCUGCGAGUUGUGCAACAAAACCUUCGGCCACGAAAUUAGUCUUACGCAACACAGGGCUGUGCACUCCGCAGAGAAAGUGUUCGAAUGCAAGCAAUGCGGUAAAGCCUUCAAGAGAUCCAGCACACUCAGCACUCAUCUUCUAAUCCACUCGGACACGAGACCGUACCCUUGUCAAUUUUGUGGCAAACGAUUCCACCAAAAGAGCGAUAUGAAGAAGCACACGUAUAUUCACACCGGCGAAAAACCUCAUAAAUGUCAAGUAUGCGGUAAAGCGUUCUCGCAGAGCAGCAACCUGAUUACGCAUUCGAGAAAACACACUGGUUACAAGCCAUUCGCUUGCGAGCUCUGUGGUCGAGCUUUUCAGCGUAAGGUCGAUCUGAGAAGGCAUCGCGAGACUCAGCAUGCAGACUUAAAUGCGUCUCAUCGACCGCCGAUUGGUUCGAUUCCCGGACAAAAUUCCCUGCCCAGUGGAAAUCCACCGAUGAUGCAGUGAGAUCGCGACGCGGUUGAUAAU
Messenger RNA from Atta colombica, 1673 nucleotides. RefSeq names its product zinc finger protein 358-like. Bases 156 to 1652 code for a protein of 498 amino acids. Gene Ontology annotation, molecular function: RNA polymerase II cis-regulatory region sequence-specific DNA binding; DNA-binding transcription factor activity. The transcript is spliced from 5 exons. Gene Ontology annotation, biological process: regulation of transcription by RNA polymerase II. Lineage: Eukaryota; Metazoa; Arthropoda; Insecta; Hymenoptera; Formicidae. The record is from RefSeq and is a predicted model, not a curated record.